AUGGAGUUUGCGACUCGAGAGGAACUUUUAUCCAAGAUAAAUGCGACCAAUUUUAUCCUUCUUAUUUUCGCAUAUAUUGGACUUCGAUCUAUCUAUCAGGUUAUUCAUUAUCGUUUCUUUCAUCCUUUGUCAGGAUUCCCUGGCCCCUUCUGGGCUAGUGUGACCAGGCUUUGGAUCGCGUGGCAUAAUGUGAGAGAUACUGAGCUACCCAUACUAUAUGCUUUGAAAAAGAAAUAUGGACCUGUUGUGCGGAUCACUCCAACACUUUUGCUAUUUAAUGAUCCCUUGAAGCUUCCAGAGUUCUACCACCGCAGUGCAGACAAAACGGAGUUCUAUACUACUGGGACUUUUGGGGAUCCCGAAGCUAUGUUCAACAUAAGACCACACAAGGAACAUGCUGCAUUGAGAAAGCAUAUUGCAGGACUGUAUAAGUUCUCCAAUAUGAAAAAGCUAGAGCUCUUAAUGGAUCAUAGAAUCGGUGAUUGGCUAAGCCAACUAGACAACAAAUUCGCUGAAACAGGUGAUGCAUUUGACUUUUCAUGGUGGUCUGUGUACCUAGCCUAUGAUGUGAUCAGUGAAGUUGGGUACGGUGUUCCUUUUGGAUUUAUCGAGCAAGGUAAGGACGUCGCAAACCUUAUCCGAAGCCUUCAUCAGGGGUUUACGAUGUUUGGGCUUCUUGGUCGCCUCCAUCACCUCACAAAUUGGAUCAAGACCACAUUUUUGAAGAAAUAUCUCGUUGCAAAGUCCACUGAUGACUCGGGUAUGGGUGUCCUUCUGCGCUUCCGUGAUAAAUUGAUCGACAAGCGCCUAGAAGAUGUCAAGAUGAGCAAGCCUAUUGAUAAAACCGAUUUUCUUCAAUUUCUUAUCAACGCCAGAACCGAAGAUGAUAAGCCUCUAGAUGACGGAGUCAUUCGUGCAGAGCUUUUGAUUGUCUUGACCGCAGGCGCAGAUACUAUCGCAUCCGUUUUUCAAGGCUUAGUACAAUACCUUCUCAAGAAUCCACAUGUUUACAAGCAGAUUGAAUCAGCAGCUCAAAGUGGUCUUAUCUCCCAGGUGGCUCAGUAUAGUGAAGUUACCGAGCACCUCCCAUAUUAUGCUGCUUGUAUAUACGAAACUAUGCGUCUCAGUCCACCUGGCUCUACCAUUCUCCCCCGUUAUGUCUCUGCACCAGGCGCCGACCUCUACGGGACUUUUGUCCCCCCUGGAACAGAAGUCGCGGCCAAUUCAUGGAUUGGUGAAGAUGCGGAGGACUUCUGCCCUGACCGCUGGCUGAAUCCAGAACGGGCAAAAUUGUUCAAGAAGUAUGAUUUCACUUUUGGCUAUGGAAGCCGAGCUUGUCUAGGAAAGGAUAUUGCAACCAUGGAAUUGUUCAAGGCCCCGUUGCAGUUCCUUCGUCGCUACCGCUUCGAACAGGUUUCUGAAAAACCCGCCGCAAAAUUUGUGCUCCAUGGUGGGAUUGCAUCAUGGAUCGAUGUCUGGAUCACGCUCCGUCAGAAGUCUCCUGGGAAAUAA
Molecule: messenger RNA, 1512 nt
Organism: Penicillium malachiteum
Lineage: Eukaryota; Fungi; Ascomycota; Eurotiomycetes; Eurotiales; Aspergillaceae
Product: cytochrome P450
Exons: 7
Coding region: 1-1512 (503 amino acids)
Molecular function (GO): monooxygenase activity; oxidoreductase activity, acting on paired donors, with incorporation or reduction of molecular oxygen; heme binding
Source: RefSeq, a predicted model, not a curated record